Coregonus clupeaformis (lake whitefish) is the source of this 348-nucleotide messenger RNA. It is a transcript of the gene adat1, whose product is annotated as adenosine deaminase tRNA specific 1. Gene Ontology annotation, biological process: RNA processing. The record is from RefSeq and is a predicted model, not a curated record. The transcript is spliced from 3 exons. Gene Ontology annotation, molecular function: RNA binding; adenosine deaminase activity. The annotation marks the transcript as partial. NCBI's taxonomy places the organism in Eukaryota, Metazoa, Chordata, Actinopteri, Salmoniformes, Salmonidae.
UGUUUCUCCAGGUGUUCUGACGUGACAGCCCUGCCUGCUGGCUUCACAGUGCAGGCUCCAGAGCUCCUGCAGUCCAGCCUGGAGUUUGCUCACAGCCAGGCACAGACGGAGCACAGUCAACAGCCCGGCCAGGGCAGAGUCUCACCCUGUGGAGCAGCUAUCAACUGGUACACUGUGUCGGAUCAGCCACUAGAUGUCACUGCUAAUGGAUACAGACAUGGAGUGACCAAAAAGGCUCGGGACACAGCAAAAGCACGGUCUCUUAUUUGUAAAGUGGAACUUUUUCAGUCUUUCCUGUCACUGCUGGCUGCCACUGCCAAGUCCGACCUCCCUGAAUCUCUAAGGUAA